GUCACCGAAAAAUCUGUUGAGACUGGCUAGGCGAGAGGCAUCUUUGCAGAGAUGACCCCGAGGCACGGCAGCAGAACCCCUAGCCGAAGCGACUCGCAGUCUGCUGUACCUUUCCAGCAGGCUGGCGAUGAAGCAGUGCGCGUAAAGAACAAAUUGGAUCACCCUCCUGCUGCGCCUUCUGUGUCGUUUGGCCUACUCAAGAUGCUCGACCACGCUGUGUGGCACUAUGGCAUACUCUUGGUACAUGUUGCAGAUUACCUCGUCAACUCGACCGCGAUCGCGUUCCUCUCGGCCGACUACACUUACGUGGAAUGGAGCUCGAAACUUCGCUUGGCGUCGAUAGGUUGCACUGGCGUUUACGCUUUGGACGUCUUGCUUCGAAUGGUUGGCCUACGCACGCAUGUGUGCAAGUCUAGUGCAAAUAUGGGCGACAUCUUUGCCUUGUUGUGUGUCGGCGGGGCUCUGGCCGCACGGGUCAUGUUUGCUGACAACGUCGACAACAAGGUCGUCGUGAUCGUCAAAUACUUGGACGAGGACCAGCCCCUGAAGGAAAAUGAAAGCCAUGUAUUUCCAAAGUACCGCUCGAAUCAAGUCGAAGUGUACUACGCGGCUGCGUACUGCGUCACGUUGGCCGUGCGGAUAAUGCUCAAACCCGCCGUCCGAUUGUACUCGAAGAAGCUCGAGACGACGUCGGAAACUCUGCUGAUUUCCAUGGGGUCGCUUCGGUCCGCCCUUCGUCGCAUCCCAAACAUCACCUCAGCAUCGGUGGCCGUCAUGGAGCACGAUAUGGCCAUCAUAUGCGGCCGCACGGACGGCGACAUGACCAACAACGAACUCAUGCAAUUCCUUGAAAAAGCUGUGGCCCAUCGUCCGGCGGGCAUGACGGCGAGCACGUUCCUAGGCCACCUGCGGGACUUGGACGCGCAGUCGUCGCUGCGUGUGUACGGCGCGGUCGACGUGGUCAAGUCAACUUUGCGGCACUGGUCCAACCAGCACGUGGCGUUGGCGUGCACGAUUGUGAUCGUUCUGGUGCAUGCCGCGAUCACGCCGAUGCUGGCCUACUUUAUGGGACUCCUUGGCGAUCAAGCGUUUCCGAACCGCGUCAACAAGAUAUUCAAGUCUGGCUUUCAUAAUGUAUCGAACCAGUGGGUGAACGGGACGUGGGUCGAAACCCAAGUGAUGGCCAAGAAUAAGUUUUUCCUUGCCAACGGAACGGAAGACACUUUUACGUACUUUGAUCCGGCGACGAGCUUGUCCGUUGGCGUGUGGGGCAUCCUGCUCAUUUGCGUCCCGUUUGCAAUCGUGGACUUUCUCAUGGGGUAUUUUCAAUCGAAAAUGAUUGCCAAGGCGACGUUGCAAAUCCAAGGCAAGCUCCUCCAGACAAUUUUGGCGCAGCCGACGCUCUUCUUCUCGCAGCGUACGGAAGGCGACUUGAACAAUUUGUUCCAGUCGGACGUUGCGCGCGUGAAUGCGCUGUGGCAGGCGGUGUUUUGGAACCUAAUGCACCCGAUCGUGUCGGUCGUCGCGGGCUUUGCCUUCCUCAUCUAUUUUGAGCCGUCCGUGGGGAUGGCGUCGCUCGGGUUUGCCGCAGUCCUCAUUUCGUCGGGUCCCCAAGUCCAUGCGGCGCGAAGGUCGAAAGAAUUUGGGUCCAAUAAUGCUUUAGUUGCAGCGGAGUUUCAAAAUGCCAUCGCGUGUCAAAACGUUGUGCGGGCGUACGACAUCCAGCCGUCGCUCCGGACCAAAUUUGCCACGUCGACCACCAUGCUAGCCAAAUCGCAGUUCCUCAAGGACUUUUGGUCUGGCAUCGUGCAAAUUUACGUGGACAGCGCCAUGUACGUAUUUGUGGCGAUCAUGACGGCCGGCAUGGCGACCAAGGUGUACCAGGGGGACAUGACAUCAGGGGAUUUCUUCUCGGCCGUGACGCUCCUGGGCCGAGUGUCGACCCCCGUCACAGUCCUCGGCGGGUUCAUGCGCGUCGCGAUUGGGAAUGCCAGCAGCCUCCAGCGCCUUGACGAGAUCGUUUACGACAAGAGUGAAACGAUCGAAUGCAUCCAAAAGUUGCCGCUUAUGCCACGCAUGGAGCAGGCGCUGCGUGUGGACCAGCUAAACUUUCGAUACGACUCGACGACGGACGUCUGGAACUUGAAGGACAUUACAACUACGUUUCCCAUGGGUCAUUACGUGUGCAUUGUGGGGCCGAGUGGGUGCGGCAAGAGUACGUUGCUCGGGUGCUUGAUGCAGUUCUACGAACCGUCGGACGGCGUCAUUGCCGUGGACAACCACAAUUUACAAGGGUAUUCCAAGUCGAGCUACAUGAGCCAGAUCGCCGUGGUGUUUCAGGACGGCGGGAUUUUGAACGGCAGCAUCUUGGACAAUAUUCGAUUUGGCAAUUCGAACGCGACGGACGAAGAGUGCAAGAAGGCCGCCGAGCUGGCGGAAUGCGGCGCGUUCAUCCACGCGCUCAAGGACGGCUACGACACAAUUGUCGGCCAGCACGCGACAGUCAACUUGAGUGGCGGUCAGACGCAGCGCAUCUGCUUGGCACGAGCGUUGGUGCGAAAACCCACGAUUUUGUUGUUGGACGAAGCCACGUCCGCUUUGGACGCGGAGACGGAGGCGUCGAUCAUCGACACGUUGGAGUCGUUGGCCAAGAAGAUGAACAUGACAGUCAUUUCGGUGACACAUCGAUUGUCGACGACGCGGACAGCGGAUUCGAUUUUGGUCAUGCAGAACGGUCGCAUCAUCGAUCGCGGGACAUACCACGAGCUUCUGGGGCGACCGAAUGGCGCAUUUGCCGAGCUCUUCAACAAAUCAAGCUCCGACGCGGCGGUCCGUGCUUCCCGAAACAGCAACGCGUCGUUUAAUCGUGGCAGUCUUAUCUUCGACAUGGACGAUUCGGCAACCAACAGCCAGCGUGCCCUGGAACAGUUUGCGGACGAGUUGCGCCUCCGUGCGGACAGUCGCGAAGCAGUGGGAAUUAAGUCGCGGAAGAAUUCGACCAUUUUGUCCGACACAAACGACAAGCACCCCCGCGACAACUACGUUGUGUUGUAGGCCAGCAAAAUUUAUGUGUCAAGCUGCCUAUUGUCUUGUCACCAGUUCGACAUGGUCUAUCAGCAUACAGCUAUCGCCGACGAAUUGUUCGACUGCUUCCACAGAGCCAACUGCGCCUUGCGGUACUGCGCGACUGCGUCGCUCUUGUACGUGUACCGGUCGUUGUGGCACGAGUCUUUGCAGCCAGAGCACACACCCUGGUGACACGGGACUCCAUUGCGGGCGCACUCGCAGUCAUCUGUGGCGCAGUUCUUCUCCUGACUUGCAAUCGAUUUGGCUGUCUGGAGGAGGUCUGACUUUGACAUUGCAGACGUGUCGACGUCUCGGUCGUGAAGCCACGCAACGAGUUUCUUGACGUGCAUCUUGGACACUUUUUUCACAAGAUCACCGCACGAACACCCGCACAUCUCGUCCCGCGAUGACCGGAUGACGGCGAAUUCCGUCGCUUGCUCCAAACACAGACUGGCAAACACAUGCGCGUCGCAAUCUUCAGAUGCUACAGCCAGGUUAGUCUUUCGGCCACGAUACGCGCGUACACACGUACACGAACGACGCUGGCGGCGAGAAUGCUCGUGCUUAGGCGGACUGGCGACGGUAUCUUCGUGACAAUGGCUGUCUUCCGCUUCCAUGAGCAAUUCUUUUCGCUCUCGUUCGCUUAACCGAUGCAGGCGUUCGCCUGGCAAAACAGCGGGUCGUUCUUUCUUGUGAUGAUGAUUGUGAUGAUUGUGGUGCGACGUGGGUGGUGCAUGGUUGUGCAGCUUCUUUUCGGCAUUUUCUUUCAGCAACUCAAUCGUUUCCACGGGGCCAAGCGUGAUGUCAUGGAUGACUUUUCCCAGACCUAAAGCCCACGUGCCUUCGUCGGGAACGGCUCCACCACCGCCGGGACAUCGCGCGAAUUCCCGAGCACUCACCGUCCCCCACGACACGCCCUUCUUGACGAUCAUGGAUUUCGAUUUCGCUUUUACAAUUGAGCUCCGUCCUUUGGACAUGAUGCCUCCCGGCAAACUCUGGCUGCGCUGUUGUUUGGAUGGGUGGUUCGCCGCGCCGGCUUUUCCAGCUUUUUUCUUGUCUUUCUUUGACACCGUGUCAUGCGCAGUCCAAUCAUCCUUGCUGACACUUGAACUCUUCGAUUGCACCAUUGCAGUUGGCAUCACAGUAAGAUGGAUAGCUGCCUUGGUGGGGUGUUCGUCCGGGGACGACGACGCCGACGACUCCUGGGAAGCGACAUGUACCUGUUUCGACUUCUUUUUCUUCUUCUUCGACUUCUUGGAUGGCUCCUGCGUUGCGUUGUCGACUGCGUCGUCGAUAGCAGCAUUAACCUGCACCGGUUCGGCUUUGACUACUGCAGGAGAUACACGUAAAGACGGCGUGAAGGGUGUGUCCUGUGUGACAGAGCCAACGUGCGUCGACGAAUCAGAAGGCGACGGCGACACUGCGGGGGGUAUGCACUCAGGUCGAUGCGUAGGCCACGCCUGGAUCUGGCAGUCACGGUUGCAAAAGUACACGGCCUUGCAUUGGCCACAUCUACAGCGGGCAUCCUCGGCGCAGCAAUGGUGGCAUGAUGGCAUGGUCGCCGAAUAUUCCGUUGUUUGGAAAUGG
Molecule: messenger RNA, 4653 nt
Organism: Aphanomyces invadans
Lineage: Eukaryota; Oomycota; Saprolegniomycetes; Saprolegniales; Verrucalvaceae
Exons: 12
Coding region: 52-3054 (1000 amino acids)
Biological process (GO): transmembrane transport
Cellular component (GO): membrane
Molecular function (GO): ATP binding; ATP hydrolysis activity; ABC-type transporter activity
Source: RefSeq, a predicted model, not a curated record